ACAUAUGGCCGGAACCUUGUGCUACAUAUGAAAUGCUUAAAAACGUUUAUAAUUAUCUAAAAAAGACAAUAUAUAACUUCUUUGAUUUAAUUUUUACAUUUAAAAAAUAAAACUAUUAUUUUAUUUACUUAAAUUAGUUAGUGAAAAAAAAUAAUUUUAAAUCAAGUAAACACUCAACGAUUAGGGUUUUUUGACACUAUUCAAAAACACUAGUCAAAAUGGCGGCGCACGUGUAUUAAAAAAACUACUGGUUCCUCCUUUUCUUCUUAAUUAACAACUGUUAUUGUCCUAAUUUCAGUAAAUGAUCAAUGGCAGCAUCAAUUUUAUCAUAUUCUAAAUACGUGAAAUUAUUGGGAUGCUUUAGAAAUAAUCAAAUUUUUUCUGUCACUUCAAAAAGAUCUAUCAUGGCAACAAGACCCAGGUUAGAAAAAGUAUUGGAGACCUUGCAAAAAAAUCCGUAUUAUGAGAAAUAUUCACAAAAAAUUGCUAAACUUCAACAAACUAGUCCUGAAGAAUUUUUAGAACGUGUCAGUGAAAAUGAAAGAAAAAUACAAGAAGAAAAAGUAGAAAUUCCGGCUUUGAGUCAAUCAGUUAAUUUGUCACGAACCAUUUUUUCCACUUUGUGUCAGCAAAAUCGGUUUCAAAGAGAAAUUUGCAGAAAUUAUUCAUCCUCAACAAGGAAUAACAAAUAUAUAACAACUCCAAUUUUUUACGUCAAUGAUGUUCCUCAUAUUGGACAUUUAUAUACAGCAGCUUUAGCAGAUACAAUAGCAAGAUUUAAUUCAAUGUUAGGAUAUGAGACAAUUUUAAGUACAGGAACCGAUGAGCAUGGAAUGAAAGUUGAACGUGCCGCAUUGAAAAAUAAACUCCCAACAGAUAAAUAUUGUGAUAAAAUUUCCCUCAGUUUCAAAAGUAUGUGCGAUACAUUUAAUAUUGAAUAUUAUGAUUUUAUUCGAACGACUGAAAAUCGUCAUCGCGAGGCGGUUCAUCAUUUUUGGAACAGAUUGUAUGAACGAGGGCACAUUUAUUCAGGAAAGUACAGUGGUUGGUAUUGUGUAUCAGACGAGGCUUUUCUUUCAAAUGAUGAAAUAAUAGAAAAGAAAAAUGAUAAAGGAGAACUAGUCAAAGUAUCAUUGGAGUCUGGUCAUCUUGUUGAAUGGUAUGAAGAGGAAAAUUUUAAAUUUCGACUCAGCGCAUUUCAAGACGAUUUGAAACAUUGGUUGAAAAAUGAAAAUGCAGUGAGGCCAGAGAAAUUUUAUAAAAUUUUAUCAAAUUGGGUGAAUGAGGGAAGUGUAUUUCAAGAUCUAAGUAUUUCACGACCAAAAAAUCGAGUCUCUUGGGGUAUUCAAACACCUAACGAUGAUACACAAAAUAUUUAUGUUUGGUUUGAUGCUCUAAUUAAUUAUUUAACAAUAUUAGGAUAUCCAAAUGAAAAAUAUAAACAAUUUUGGCCUCCUUCUAUUCAGGUUAUUGGAAAAGACAUUUUAAAAUUCCACGGUAUUUUCUGGCCGUCUUUUCUCAUAGCAGCUGGCUAUGAACCGCCGGAGACUUUACUAUGCCACUCCCACUGGACUGUGGAGGGCGAAAAAAUGUCAAAAUCGAAUAUGAACGUUGUUUCACCAUUUGAUGCUGCGUCUCAAUAUUCUCCCGAGGGAUUGCGCUAUUUUCUUUUGAGAAAUUCAGUAACAUACAAAGACUCAAAUUUCUGUGAAAACACUGUGAGACUGAAUUUGAAUGCAGAUCUUGCUGAUAAUCUUGGGAAUUUAGUGCGACGAUGCACGGGCGAUAUUAUUAAUCCAAGUAAAGAAAUUCCAAAUCCAAAAUUAUUUUCUAAUGUUUUAAAAUCCGAGAAGGCAUUGGAAUUAAAGAGAAAUUUGGAAUCAUUGAAAUUAACAGCGGAAAAAAAUUAUGAGUCAUUAAAUAUUCAUCAUACUGUGGAUGCAGUUAUGACAACAUUACAUAGCGCAAAUCAAAUGUUUGAUUAUCAUAAACCUUGGACGUUGAGAAAAAAUAUAUCCGAUCCAAAAAUUGCCAAUGAAUUGAAAGCCGUUAUUUCUCUUUCUUUAGAAAGUGCACGUAUCUCGGCACUUGUUCUUCAUCCAAUUAUUCCAAAAAUGACAAGUGAUCUUCUUGAUUUUCUUCAAGUGCCAAGGGAAAAUCGCACAUGGCAGGAUACAAUUCCGAUUUAUAUGGAAACUUUAUCAAACGACGAUCGUCAUUAUAUCAAGGAUUGUAAAUUCUUCGAGAAAAUAAGGAUAGCAAAGAAGUAACAAAGUUUAUAGUUUAAUACACUUUUUCUUUUUUUUUUUGUGGAAGUCUUAAUUGCUAAUAUAUUUACAGAGAACGAUCAUACGGAUAUAGUUUGUUUUUUUUUUGUUUUUUGUUUUAGUGUACAUAAAUAUUUUUGGAACGAAACGUGCCGACGAAAAUGAUGUUUAUAAACAAUUUUGUUUUACCGUCGGUGCGUCGUAUACGUUAUUUUAAAGCUAAUGAAGAAUUUUCCAAGGAAA
Leptopilina boulardi is the source of this 2510-nucleotide messenger RNA. It is a transcript of the gene MetRS-m, whose product is annotated as methionine--tRNA ligase, mitochondrial-like. NCBI's taxonomy places the organism in Eukaryota, Metazoa, Arthropoda, Insecta, Hymenoptera, Figitidae. Gene Ontology annotation, biological process: methionyl-tRNA aminoacylation. Gene Ontology annotation, molecular function: ATP binding; methionine-tRNA ligase activity. The record is from RefSeq and is a predicted model, not a curated record. The coding region runs from base 309 to 2270 and encodes 653 amino acids. The transcript has 7 exons.